Messenger RNA from Anarrhichthys ocellatus (wolf-eel), 662 nucleotides. RefSeq names its product upper zone of growth plate and cartilage matrix associated b (gene ucmab). The record is from RefSeq and is a predicted model, not a curated record. NCBI's taxonomy places the organism in Eukaryota, Metazoa, Chordata, Actinopteri, Perciformes, Anarhichadidae. The coding region runs from base 23 to 415 and encodes 130 amino acids. Gene Ontology annotation, biological process: regulation of osteoblast differentiation; embryonic skeletal system development. Gene Ontology annotation, cellular component: extracellular matrix. The transcript has 5 exons.
AAAUUCAGACCCAGAGCUGAAGAUGUCCUGGACAUAUGCAACCCUCCUGGCUCUCCUCACUGUGCUUCUGGCACUUUCCUGGUCUCCAGAGGCAGAGUCUGCAGCUGUGCCCAGCAGCACAGGCAGCGCUAAAGACCCACAAGGUCCACUGAAGAAGAUCUUCAUGAAGGAGUCAGACGCCUCAAACUUCUUCAGAAGACGCACCAGACGGGGUGCAAAGUCUCAGGAUGAGAUUAACGCUGAGCAGAGGCAGAUUCUGGCUGCAGAUGAGCGGAGGAGAGAGUUCCACGAGCAGAAGAGGAACGAAUUUGAGAACUACGCUGAAGAGGAGAAUGAUGAACAAGACGAGAGGUCCAGAGAGAGCACCGAGCAGUGGAGGGAGUAUCACUACGACGGGAUGCAUCCUCCUCAGUAGUACGACCGUCAGUCCAUCUGAGGCCGUGGGCAGUGAGGGAGGAGAGAGGUGAUGCUGUGAGCGUUUAAAGAAACAUCUUUAACUACACAAUGAGGCCUUUCUCCUCUGACCGUGACACUUAUAUAGUAGAGAUGUCAGCUAUGAGACUUUUAGCUUGUUUUUCACCCUUGUGUUGUUGACAUUGGCUUUUACUUCCUCACUGCUGUAUGUGUAAGUAACAGUAAUAGCAAUAAUUGCAAACAUUUUC